Molecule: messenger RNA, 669 nt
Organism: Telopea speciosissima
Lineage: Eukaryota; Viridiplantae; Streptophyta; Magnoliopsida; Proteales; Proteaceae
Exons: 1
Coding region: 1-669 (222 amino acids)
Source: RefSeq, a predicted model, not a curated record
AUGGGAGACACCAUCACUGCCGCCGCUGCUAUUGCUCCUUCGGCUGCUCUACCGGUGACAUCUCCAUAUUUUUUACACUCAUCGGAUCAGCCGAAUGCCUCUUUGGUUACACCUCCUCUUGAUGGAAACAAUUUUCUCACUUGGCACAGGGCAAUGACCAUGGCCCUUGAGGCCAAGAACAAGAUCUCUUUUAUUGAUGGCUCUCUGCUGCGACUUGCUGCAACUUCUCCGGACCUACCUCAUUGGAUCCGAUGCAAUAGCAUGGUCCGUUCUUGGAUCGUGCACUCAACGAUUCCCACCAUUGCACACAACAUUCUUUGGUUUGAUUCAGCCAGGGAUGCAUGGCUCGAUCUCCACACUCGGUUCUCUCAAAAAAAUGCGCCACGCAUUUUUGAAAUAUGUCGUGCUAUAUCCACUCUUAGCCAAGGAAUGGACUCCAUCUCUGCAUAUUAUACCACGCUGAAAGGGCAUCGUGAUGAGUUGUCUUCAUAUCGAUCCCUUCCCGCCUGCACUUGUGGCUCAGUUACUGAACUCCUUGCGAUAUCAGAGAUGGACUACUUGAUGGAUUUUUUGCAAGGUUUGAACGACUCCUAUGCGGCUGUACGCAGCCAGAUUCUACUUAUGGAUCCAUUGCCGUCAGUUCCGAAGGUGUACUCUCUCUUAUUGUAG